Phragmites australis (common reed) is the source of this 1061-nucleotide messenger RNA. Its product is annotated as CST complex subunit TEN1-like. The record is from RefSeq and is a predicted model, not a curated record. The transcript is spliced from 4 exons. Gene Ontology annotation, molecular function: telomeric repeat DNA binding; telomerase inhibitor activity; single-stranded DNA binding. Gene Ontology annotation, cellular component: CST complex. Bases 323 to 700 code for a protein of 125 amino acids. Lineage: Eukaryota; Viridiplantae; Streptophyta; Magnoliopsida; Poales; Poaceae. Gene Ontology annotation, biological process: negative regulation of telomere maintenance via telomerase.
AUUUUCACUUGAUUUUCUUGCAGAGUCUUCGCGACAUUACUGGGUUUUUUUGCGGCCCUUAAUAUCUUGCUUUCAUUUCAUAAACUACCACCUCCGUUUUCAUGAUCUUCGGUUUUCAAAUUGCCAAAUCAGAUCCCAGUCAAUCUAAUCUUAUUGGCAUGCUUUGUAGAGUAAUUUGUAUCUGGACUUAUGUCAUACAGUCAUAACAUUCAGUGGCUGCUUUAUAAACCAGAUUUGAUGGCAAGAGGCUUGCCUACUCUGCUCUGAUAUCAUCACAGCUCACUAGUACUGGGUUCGCUAUGGACCUAGUAUAUUGUGCUAGAUGGCAUCUUCUGGUUUAAAACCAGGGGUGCCUGUUAUUUUGCGGGAGCUAGAGCCAUCAUCAGAGUUCUUCAAGCAAGGGACAUCCCUUCGAGUAACAGGAAAUCUGCAGUCAUAUGACGUGGACUCUGCGAUUGCUGUCAUCCAAGACGGCAGCGUGAGUUUGAAGGUUGACACUCAACAUUUGAGGGACAUCAGUUUCCGCACAAAUUCGACGUACCAGUUUAUUGGCGAACUGCUGAUCCCUCCAGAUAAUGAUGCAAUUCUACAAGCACGCAUUGGAAGGAAUGUCGACGGCCUUGACCUCAACCUUUACCAGCAGUCUUUACUCGUCCGACGGCAAUACGAAGCCAAACUACGGAGCUCCAGGAGAGCAUGAUCUGUUGCCAUGGAACCAGGCGCAUGAUCUUUGUAGUUCAGUUCCUUCGUUCGGCCCCGCAAUGGAACUCACCUUGCACAUGGGAACAGAACUGGAACCUAGAGGCUUUGGUGAUGAGAAUUGAUCGAUUGAGAAGCAGUUUAUAUUAUUUGAGGGUCCACACAUAUUGUGUUUCUGGCUGUUUUGUGGUAUGGCAUUUCUCUUGCUGCAGAAAGAGUUGCCUUGAGAAAUGUCAUUGCAGUGAUCUUAUUUGUAGUAUGGACACAUUCUGUCCCAGUGAUUACAGCUGGGAGGCAUGUGGAACUUGGCAGCAUAAUUUCAGAGUUCCUAUUAUUUAUGAAUUCUGAGUAGAAGUUCUGUA